This is a messenger RNA of Platichthys flesus (European flounder), 2685 nucleotides long. RefSeq names its product fucosyltransferase 11 (alpha (1,3) fucosyltransferase) (gene pofut4). The coding region runs from base 321 to 1817 and encodes 498 amino acids. The transcript is spliced from 6 exons. Gene Ontology annotation, molecular function: alpha-(1->3)-fucosyltransferase activity. Gene Ontology annotation, cellular component: Golgi membrane. The record is from RefSeq and is a predicted model, not a curated record. Lineage: Eukaryota; Metazoa; Chordata; Actinopteri; Pleuronectiformes; Pleuronectidae.
UGCGCGCGUCCGGCGAGGGAGCUCCACGUGCACGGCUCAGAGGCAGAGGAGUGGUCCUAAAGUCCGACAGGUAUUUAGCGGGACGUGACCUGUUGGAGGCGCUGUUCGACACUACGAUAGUUUACGACCCAAAGAAGAGCGAGACGAAGAAGGAAAGAAGCACAAACGUAGAAGAAGAGUCCAGCUGUUUGCUCCCUAUGCACACACAUCGGCAUCUUGUUGUCAUCGCUCGACGGGACCGAUGUUUACGGAGAAUAACGGUAGAAGUUUUUGAAGAAUAAAGAGAAACAAAACUUGAUGUGUUUACAGCCGUAAUAACGAUGGCAGGUAGGGGCAGGCUGGUGCCCUGUGUGUGUCUGGGGCUGUUUGGAGUCCUGUGCUGGGUGUGGGUCUCCUUUGCCUCCUUCCCAGACGAGCGUGUCCCCCUGGAGGAUCUGGAUGCAGUGGAGCGUGCAGCCUUUCAGCCCCAGAGUGCUCUGUCCGACAUGGAGUUUUCCUCCAUCGUCACUUCAUACAGAGGCCCCGGCAACGUUGACCGCCGCAGCAACAAGGAGCUGCCCAUCAUACUCUGGUGGACCGGGGGGCUGUUCCCUCAUUUCCCCGGUGACACCGAACGCAUCGACUGUGCCACGUCCUCCUGCCUGGCCACGAGUAACCGCAAGGUGCAGCUCUACAAGCGGACAGCCUCCAUCAUCUUCUACGGGACAGACUUCAGGGCCUAUGAGGCGCCGCUACCUCGUCUCCACCACCAGACCUGGGCACUGUUCCACGAAGAGUCGCCCAUGAAUAACUACUUCCUCUCUCACGGACCGGGAAUCCGGCUGUUCAACUACACAGCCACGUUUCGCAGGGAGUCCGACUAUCCCCUGAGCCUGCAGUGGCUGCCCACUCUCGACUACCUGCUGCAGCCCACAGCCGUGUCCCUGCAGGAGAAGAACCGCCUGAGGAGGGGGGGCCUGGCUCCCGUGCUGUACAUGCAGUCUCACUGCGACGUACCGUCCGACAGAGACAGAUAUGUUAAGGAGCUGAUGAAAUACAUCCAGGUGGACUCUUACGGGAAAUGCUUGAACAACAAGCCUCUACCUGAACACCUGGAGGACACAGGGACCGCCACCGGCGAGGACCUCCGAUUCAUGAACUUCGUGGCGCGGUACAAGUUCCACCUGGCACUGGAGAACGGUCUGUGUCCAGAUUACAUGACAGAGAAGCUGUGGCGGCCUCUGCAUCAGGGCUGCGUUCCCGUCUAUCGAGGCUCCUCCGUGGUGGCGGACUGGAUGCCCAACGACCACUCUGCCAUCAUCAUCGAUAACUUCCCCUCACCAAAAGCUCUGGCCGACUUCCUCAAGCAACUUGACGAGAAUGAUGAUGAAUAUGCAAGAUAUUUGGAGUUUAAGAAGCCGAGCCGUGUAACAAACACUCGCCUGCUGGAGGCUCUGGAGACCCGCGAGUGGGGGGUGAAUGACAUGAGCAAACCGAACUACCUGAAUGGAUUUGAAUGUUUCGUGUGCGACCAGGAGAAUGCACGGCUGGCAGCAGAGCGGGGAUAUAGGAAAGCCCCCAAGAAGAACCAACCCCCUCAGCCUAAAAUGGCCGACAACUCUCACAUGGGAUGCCCCCUGCCAAGCCCCGGGUACGGAGGCGUCCAAGACUUAUCUGCAGAGGACGGAUGGCUGAAAACAUGGCCUCAGGAUUACUGGCAGAGUCUGGACCAAGCAGAAGGGCUGGAGUCUCUGAUAAGACACAACGAGUCGGACCCUUCGCUGCUGUGGAAGCACAUUCAAAACAUGGCUGUGAGCAGAGCCAGAGGAAAACACUGACACAGGCCUCGGUCACAGGCUGGAGAAGGGUCCGAUAUCCUGCAGCCCAUCUGUUUAAAUGAGGGACUGAAGCAGAAAUGACGCAUUUCUGCACCUGAGCCAAAACUCUUUUACUCUUAGGAGCCGUUUAGUAACAUUUUUAGAUACUGAAUUCAGCUGAGGUGCUACUUUUGUCCUUUAUCCCGGAUUCAAUAAUGGGGAAGUGAUGUUUCACAGUGCCAUAUGCCAAUAUUUUCAAGUAGGUUAAUGACUCUAACUGCGUUGCCAUCGUUGCCCUUACCCUGCCCUGUGUUGUUAACGCUAACUGCAUGCAGUGCAGCUGUUCCUCGAAAUGCACAUUCUCAUGGGAGGCACAUUUUCAUUGGACUGGGGCCGAGCCAAAGACUCGUCCUCUUUACUGAGAGACUUCUGCCUGUGUGUGAAGACCAUCAAGACUGCAGCCAGGGAACUACAUUACCUUCUUCACUGUUACCCAGCAGGUAGCUGAUGGUUAUUAGCUAAGGUCAUAUUCGUUAUCACAGCCAUUUCAAGUGACUAUGCAAGGAGAAUAUUGUUUCACAGAGGAAUUGGACACAUGUAAAGUUAAGCACAGCUCCCGGUGGGAAGUCGCCACUGUGAGGGAGUUCUCAGGAACAGCUCAGCUAAUGAAUUUAUGUGGUGGAUACUUUAUUCGAUCACUAACUCUAUUCAGUUACAUGAUGCUAAAAUCAUCUCUAUGUGCAAUCAUUUUUUUUUAAACAUACUUUUCUAAAACAUGUAACUGCUUGAGACUCCGGGAAAGUCUUGUGUGUCUCUUUGGACACUAACUAUGUAUGACAUAUAUUUGUGACCAUGCUCAUAUAAAUCACUUUAUUUUGUUAACAAGGCA